This is a messenger RNA of Didymodactylos carnosus, 1668 nucleotides long. The record is from the annotation of a GenBank genome assembly. Lineage: Eukaryota; Metazoa; Rotifera; Eurotatoria; Philodinida; Philodinidae.
AUGGUCAAUAUAAAUUACAAUAAUCAUCUAUUACGUUUCCCAAUGGAAAGGUCUCGUUCACGAUCUCGAAGUUCUAACAGACAUUCUCGAUCAUCUUAUUCACCUGAACUACCGGCAGAACAUCAUCGCGGUCAUAAUAGACAACAGCACAGUAGUAACAACAGCAAUAAUAUUCGUCAUGAUUAUAAUCGUCUACAGUUAGGUGGACGUAUUAGAACAAAUGACCGACAACAGAACCCAGCACGAAAUUAUUCAGAUCAUGAUCUUGGUUUAAAAUAUCGAUGGGAAAAAACAGUGUUUGUUAGUAACAUUCCAUAUGACGUAAGAUGGGCAACGUUAAAAGAUUUAUUUCGUACUGAAGUUGGAGAAGUUAUGUAUACAGAAAUAUUUGAACGAAAUGGAAAAUCACUUGGUUGCGGCUCUAUUGAAUUUCGUACAAUUGAUGAAGCUAAACGAGCUGUGGAAAAAAUGCAUCAGUACGAAUUUAAUGGUCGAAAAUUAUCUGUGAAACUAGAUGAAGAAGGUUAUCGUACUCGGCGAUCAAAAUAUCAAGCACUUGAAGGAAAACUAUCACAAAAAAACACUUCAUUGACCUCUAAUUCGCUGUUAUCUGAACUUCGUCCAAAUAUCUCAAGUUUGCCAACAAAUCAAGUUACUGGUCUUAGUGGUGUUGGUUCGUCGUUAUCCGGUUGUUCUUCUCUUGCUAACAUUCCUCAGCAUGUUUUACAACGUCUUGGUAUUGAGGGUCCAAUUACAAAUAAAGUGUUUGUUGCAAAUUUAGAUUUUCGUUGUGACGAAAACAAAGUUCGCGAGAUAUUUGCAUUAGCUGGACGGAUACGUAACAUAACGUUGAAAAAAACAAAAGAAGGCGCAAGCCGUGGAAUGGCUAUUGUUGAAUAUGAACAUCCGUUAGAAGCAAUUCAAGCAGUAUCGAUGUUUAAUGAACAACAAUUACUCGAUAGAAAUAUGGCAGUUAAAAUUGAUUCAAGGGAUAUGCAAGAUGAUUCGAAACCAAUGAAAUUACCAAGUGGUUUGAAAACUAUUGGUGCUGGAUUAGGUAUUGGAGGAAAUCUUCUUCGAGAUGUUAAUAGUCUAUCAAAUUCUGGACCAAUCGAGCCAUCUCUUCCACAACUGAAUCAAAAUCUACUACAAACACUUUCUCCGAGCGUUUCUGAUUAUAUUAAUCACAAUGAUCUGAGUGCAUUAAAUAUGUUGUCACAAUUAUCACCAAGUGCUUUGAGCGUUUUAAGCGCAUUAACCGGAUCGCUUGGAAAUAAUGCAUUGAGUGCCCUUGCAAGUCUACAAUCCACUACUCCUGGUCUCAAUUCAUCGUUAGGCACUGAUUCUUACAGUAGCAAUGCAAGUUUAUUAGGCAGUUCUGGCCAUUCUUCGUUAGGGUUUUCUGGUUUUUCCGGUGGUUUGGCUAGUGGAACACAAUUAUCUUCCGCCGCAUUAGCCAAAUUUUAUAAUGAAAAUGACAAUCAAUCUGUUGUUUCUCGUAUUGGGCAACAAAACGCAGUUACGCAAUUACAACGUUCUUCUCAUCAAACUCAAUCGAAUCUUAAUAGCGGACGCCUUCCAUCACUACAACAGCAAUCAUAUAUUGGUACGCGUCCAACAGGUGGAAAUAAUUACGAACGAUCUCGUCGUAGAUCACCAUAUCAGUGA